Messenger RNA from Rhizophagus irregularis DAOM 181602=DAOM 197198, 1548 nucleotides. RefSeq lists its product as uncharacterized. The record is from RefSeq and is a predicted model, not a curated record. NCBI's taxonomy places the organism in Eukaryota, Fungi, Glomeromycota, Glomeromycetes, Glomerales, Glomeraceae.
AUGUCAUGUUCAAAAAUAUUUUCAGGAGAUUUACCAGAAUUAAUAUAUGAAAUUAUAAAAUAUUUCCAAAAUGAUUAUUCAACUUUAUAUUCAUGCAUUUUAGUUAACAAAUUAUGGUGUCGUUUAGCGAUUCCAUUAUUAUGGGAAGAUCCUUUUUCAAUUCCUACAAAAAAUUAUAAUUUUAUUGAAAUUUACUUACAUAAUUUAAAUGACGAUUUUAGAGCAAAAGUAAAUAAAUAUAAAAUUAUUAAUAAUUCAUUACCUUCGAAUAUACUGUUUAAUUAUCCCAGUUUUUUAAAAUAUUUGAAUAUAUACAAAUUUAUUUUCUCUAUUGAGAAGUGGUUUAAAUCUAAAAAUAGACGAGUAACUGAUUUUGAAAAUUUGAGUGAUAUAAGUGUAUCACUAUUUAGCAUUUUUAUUGAAAAUGAAAUAAAUUUACAUACUCUUGAAAUUGAAAUCCUUGGUAGUAUUUAUCAUUGCACAUGUAUUGAUAACAUUCUUGGGUUAAUUUUAAAAAAUCCAAAUUUCAUUCAUAAUAUUAGAAAUUUAAACCUUUAUUUUGGUAAUUCUUAUGUUGGCGGUAGUAAAUAUACGUUAAUGAAAAAUCGUAUAUCACAAAUAAUUAAUUUACAUCAAAAUCUAAAAAAAAUUAUGUUAGGCUAUGAUAGCAUUCCUUUGUAUCAAUCAUUAUUAUCAGAAGAUUUUAAUUGUUCAAAUACUUUAAAUACAAUCAUUUUCUAUUAUGUUAGCCUAAAUUGUAUUAGCAAUCUACAAAAAGUAUUUGAACGAUUAAAUGUUUUGGAAUCUGUUCAUAUUCAUUAUUGUCGUGGUUUAAAUACAAGUUUUACCCAACAAAUUAUUAAUUUAACUAAACCAUUUAAGUUGAAAUCUUUAUUUAUAUGUGAUAUUCCACAUGUUGAAUCAUUAGAAUUAUUAUUACACAAAUCUGGUGAUUAUUUAGAAAAUUUUGGAUAUAUUCUUGAAGUUAAUUAUGAAUUAUCAUUAAUACAACAAUUAUUCGAAUUAAUUACAAAAUAUUGUAAAAAUAUCAAAUUUCUUGAUUUUCAUUAUGGAUGUGGAAGACAGAUGAAUUAUCAAUUACUCAAUUUAAUUGAAAAUAUUAAACAAAAUAUUAAUUAUCUUUCGAUUGAUGUAUCAAAUGAUUAUAUUGGAACUAACGAAUAUGGUUCAAUCAUAUUACAAAAUUUAGGACAAAUUCUUCCUUCUAAAUUAGAAUAUAUAUGUUUGAAUAUUUAUCACAUUAAAACAAGUGAUUUUGAAGUAUUUCUAAAAAACAUUCAAGAUACUUUUAUCAAGAAGUUGUUGUUCGAAAAUUUCCAAAGCCAAGUUGAUAUUUUACCCUUUAUAAAAGAAUAUAUCAUGAAAAAGAAAAGGAUUAAGUAUUUGGCUAUUAAGGAAUCUUCAUUAGUUAAGGAUUUGAUUUCACUUAAGGGUGAAGUGGAUGAAUUUAAGUUAUAUAAUAUUAAAGUUCAAAGUUAUUAUGAUUUAAAGAUUAACUUGUAUAAUUAUAUAAAGACAAUUAAUUAA